This is a messenger RNA of Penicillium expansum, 2289 nucleotides long. RefSeq names its product OPT family oligopeptide transporter. NCBI's taxonomy places the organism in Eukaryota, Fungi, Ascomycota, Eurotiomycetes, Eurotiales, Aspergillaceae. Gene Ontology annotation, biological process: transmembrane transport. The record is from RefSeq and is a predicted model, not a curated record. The transcript has 7 exons. Gene Ontology annotation, molecular function: oligopeptide transmembrane transporter activity. Bases 1 to 2289 code for a protein of 762 amino acids.
AUGCUUAAUCCACCUGCAGAGCACAUCGACGAGAAGACUGCUGUCACGGUUCUCAGAAAGGAUGAGGCUCAAGCUAGUGACAACAAGCGGUUUGGUGAAACUGAGCGGGACUCUGCAGAUAUUGUCAUUGUCACUGGAGCCGAUGUGGCCGCUCAUCUUUUGCCGAUGCGAGAUGACUUCGACCCUACUUUGACCUUUCGCGCUGCUAUCCUGGGCUCCGGUCUUGCGGCCUUCCUCGCUGUCAUGACCCAGAUUUACACUUUCAAACCAACCCAGGUCGACAUCUCAAAGGUUUUCCUUGUUCUUGCUUCCUACUUUGUUGGUAACGCCUGGGCCAAACUUCUCCCCCGCGGUGACAAGUUCGAGGUGAGAUGGAGACGGCGAGAUGGACAGGGCAAGCUCCCUUGGUGGAUUACUGUCAUCAAGUUUAUUAAUCCUGGACCUUUUGGUCUCAAAGAGCAUUCGAUCUCUGUGAUCACUGCCACGGCAGCCGGGUAUGUUACGAAUGCGACCAGUGUAUUUGCGGCACAAAAGCUGUUCUACGAUCUUCCCUUGAGUGCCACCACUGUCAUCCUGGGAAUUAUCUCUAUCGGUCUAUUUGGCUGUGGUCUAUGUGGAUUUAUGCGGUCCUUUGCUGUCUGGGAUGUUGAGGCCGUCUACUGGGGUGAGCUGCCUGUGGUGAAAACUCUCCAAGGGCUUCACUGGGAUCAAGUUGAGAACUCGAAGCCGCUGAAAUACUUUUGGUAUGCGUUUACGGGUAUGUCUCUUUAUGAGAUAUUUCCUGCAUACAUUUUUCCGUGGCUCAACUCUGUCUCUAUUCCGUGUCUGGCUUCACAGAAGGCAACCGGCAAUAAGGGUGCCAUACUCACCAACCUUUUUGGUGGUGCCACUGCCAACGAAGGUCUCGGUCUCUUCUCUUUGUCCUUUGACUGGCAAUAUAUCACAUCCUCUUCAACUGCCAUUCCUCUCAAGUUGAUACUUCAUACCUUCGUCGGAACCGGAAUCUGCGCCAUAGUGAUGAUUGGCAUCUACUUCGGAAAUGGCUGGGGUGCGAGAUCAAUGCCCUUCAUGGCGACCAACCUUCUUACGGCCAAUGGCACAAGAUAUCCCGUGAAAGAGGUGUUUCCUGGUGGCUUGCUUGACAAAUCAGUGAUUGAAAAGCACGGACUAUCUCAGUUGACUGGGUCCUUUGCAUUUGGUCUAUUUAUGGCCAACGCGGCAAUUGGCGCCCUGAUUCUGCAUUGCAUCCUUUUCUGGGGCGAGGGUAUCUGGAGCGUUUAUCAACGCGCGAGGGAAGGCAAGCAUGAUGAUCCGCAUCACACCCACAUGGCGAAGCACUAUAAGGACACCCCGUGGUGGUGCUUUGCUGGCAUUCUCAUUGUCAGCUUUGUCCUUGGUCUUGUCGUGGUGAUUAAAGAGAAUAUCACUCUUCCGGUCUGGGCGUACAUUGUCUCGCUAGCACUAGGAAUGUUCAUUUCGCCUUUUAGUGUCGUCCUCUUCGCUCGCUUCGGCAACGGCAUUGCCACUAACAAUCUGUCGAAAAUGCUGGCUGGACUCAUGCUUCCUGGGCGCCCAGUUGGUAACAUGUACUUCGCUGCUUGGUCGCAUAAUGUUGUCCUUUCUGCUGGCUCCGUGUCCACCGAUCUCAAGCUGGGCGAAUACCUCAAAAUACCGCCCAGGAUCAUGCUUUGGACCCAAAUUUAUGGCAUCAUACUUGGUGGAUUCAUCAACUAUGCCAUUUUAUCUUCCAUCAUAUCAGCGAACCGGGAUCUUCUUGCCGAGGGCAACGGAAACUCCUCCUGGAGUGGUGCGACCAUGCAAGGUUUCAACACAAAGGCGGCCUCCUGGGCCUUGUCUCCCUACUUGUAUAAGUUCGGUGCCAAGUACGAGUUGAUUCCUAUUGCCCUAGCUGUCGGUGCCGCUGCGGUGACUUUACAUCGGGUUUUCUACCAGUUUGUUCCCAAAAUCGGACGGUUCGAUAUUUCUGAAAUUAACCUGCCACAAUUUAUUCAAUAUGCCGGUAAUAUUCCAAAUCAGCCACAGACCUGCACAAUUCUCAGUGGGCUACUUUGUGGCUUGUUUACCCAGGCCUACCUCCGGAAUUACCACCCACGCAUCUUCAAAGACUACUCAUACAUUAUUGCUGGGGCCUUCGACGCUGGUAGUCUCUUGAUUGUCUUCAUUCUCUCUUUUGCUGUGAACGGAGCGGGUGGACCGUCUCAUCCAUUUCCAUCAUGGUGGGGAAACAAUCAGAAGGGAAAUUUCGAUUGGUGUCCCGUCUCGAAGUAG